Messenger RNA from Anguilla rostrata (American eel), 6279 nucleotides. RefSeq names its product chordin-like protein 1. NCBI's taxonomy places the organism in Eukaryota, Metazoa, Chordata, Actinopteri, Anguilliformes, Anguillidae. Bases 2517 to 3884 code for a protein of 455 amino acids. Gene Ontology annotation, biological process: cell differentiation; negative regulation of BMP signaling pathway. Gene Ontology annotation, molecular function: BMP binding. The transcript has 11 exons. The record is from RefSeq and is a predicted model, not a curated record.
AGCCUUUUCUUAGAUCCGUUAACGACUUUUUGCAUUUAUUUGAAAUGUGUCUAUAAAUAUAACAGUAUACACCGAUACGUGUGAUAGAGUGUGCAUCUGUCCUAAUGACCAUGGUAAGUUUCAGGCAACAGUUGUAACUAUCGUACACACUGUGGGGUAUUUAUCUUGGAGUUGCAACUAGCCUACGCUUUACUUUGCGUUUGAAAAAAACGUGCUUUAAAAUGUUAAUACAUGUUAUGCUGAUACAAAGUAGUAGCCUAGAUUAAAGCAUCAAACCAUUACUAAGGAAAUUUUGAAGAAAUCUAAUCAGGUAGCCUACCUGGUGAGCGAUUGAACGAGUAAUACCGAAUACAUUUACGACCGUAUUAAGUUACUUUAUAGAGGCAUUCGCUUUAUCUGACAGUUAUACCAACUGACUGCUCGAUUAUGCAUGGGGUGAAAUAAAAUUUGUCUCAUAAAAUAGGCUGUUGUAUUUGUAUCCCAGCCCCUGUUACUGCAAGCGCAUCUGUGUACCAGCAAAUAUUAUCAAUCCGCAAAAAAAUUUUUUUUUAAAUAAAAAUAAAAAUAUUAAAAAAAUUAAUAAAUGUAAUACAUUUAAGGUACAUAUAACAUUGCCUCAGUGGACUUCAAAGCUUAAACGUAAAUGUUUGUGUUUGUUUUGGAAUGCCUCGGAAUAUGAAUGCAUGCAAUACAUGUAGGCCUCCCCUUUUGUCAGUAUUAAUAAUCCUAGGUCAUUGUGAAAGUAAUGUGUCAAUUCAAAUUCAUGAAUCGUGUUUAUGUCAUUGGAAUAUAGCGUAAACAGAUGGUUUAUAAUAAACAAAAAGGGGGGUUGUUGGAGGCAACCUAGUUUGGUAAUUGAAUAAUAAGCAGUUUAAUGUUGCCGCGUUCCGUGACGAUGUGAAAACAGUGCAAUGCUUCAGGUUUUAAAAUAAGUUUGGUUUAGAAAAUGUAUUUGCACAGGUUAAUUAAACACUGUCGCAUCUGACCACAGUUUUUUUUAACUGACUGAUAUGUAUUAUUAAACAUAUUUGUAUGGUACCUCCAUUGUGCGGGCAGUAGUUAGGUUUGAGGCGUGAUAACAUUAGAUGUUAUUGAAACAGCAGUUCCCCACUAGCUGCCUGGCUGGUCGGAUUGAUGCCUACGAUCUGCUGGAAACGCAGUUGGUUAAAUGUGAACUCUGUGGUUUUUGAAAGAGGGCUAGUGCAUGAAGGUAUGCCUCAUUGGCUGCCAAGAUGCUAAAAUAAAUGAGGACUUGGAUGGAACGGUUACGAAUGAACCUCUCCAGAACCAGGCCGUCCUGUCCUACAAUUCGCUCAUCUGCAGGGAAAGUAUUGUAUUUAUUGCACGCAACCACUUAAAUUUUAUGUUGCAGUUAAGAGUUAUGGUCAUAGCACUGGAUUCAGAUUAGGUGAGGGUUUGAAUCCAAGGUGAGAAUUGCUGUUUCGUAUUUGAGCAUGGUACACUGAAGUAUAGCCAAAGUAUGUAGGCCUGUAGAAAACGGGUAAUGAUAAAGCAAGGGUUUGCUGUCUGCAUUUCCCCCUCUACCUGUCCAACAUCCUCCAUGUCUUCUUGCAUGAGCCGGAUCUGUUCUUCCCAGAGACGUGGUUGGCCCAGGUCCUCCUACCACAAUGCUUUGCUUCCGUCCUGCUGAACCUAAUCCUAUAUGUUAUUGUUAUUGUGCCUCUGAGAGAUGGAGUCAGGUUAUGAUUGACAGUGUUGUGAUUUGGAAUUUCUGCUGGAGCUCCCAAACCACAAUGCAAAAAAACUGGAAAAGCUGACAGCAAUUUGCACAGUACGUUGAGCAAUCUACAUCUUUUUGAACGCCAGUCCAAGUGCCUCACAGUGCUUUCAUUUGAACUCAAAAAUAGAACGCUUACAAAAAUGUGAAUACCAGAUAUUAGUUUUGUGCAUCAACGUUUUCCUGGGAUAGAACUGCCUUCCCUAAAAGUGGAAAAUAUUCUAAGAAUGAUGUUGGCCUGGCAUGCUUUAUUUGAGAAUUGCGUGUAUAAAGGGUUUUCUGUGUAUGGUCUUUUGUUCAGAUUUAUUUGACGCAUAUAUUUGUUUCUUGUGACAUUGUUGCCUGUAACUGGAUAUUUAUUAAACCAAAGCACUGCAUUUUCCAAUAUUUUUAUUUAAUAACUGAUUAUGAAAAAUGAAAGAAAAAAGUAUGAUUUAAGCUGAGGCUUGAGAAAGAAAAUGUAGUGUUCUCUCUCUGCUUUAAGACCAAAUUGGAGUAUUAAUCAGCCUUUCAAAUGAGAAAAAACUUGUAAUUUUUCAUUUGAGGGAAAGAUUUUAAAUGUCAUUCUGAUUAAGUCCUGUGGCAUGAAUCAUUUUUUUCUGUAAUUACGUCUUUAUGUUUCUUAAGACUUUUAAAGAAACUCUAGAUUCAAGUGUUCUCAGCCCUGACUUUUAAGGUGAUUAAAAGGGGGGAACAGAGUGUUUUUUUCCCCCCCGCCCCAGUCUCACAGAAACCCCGGGACCCACUUGGUGGAGCAGGUGUCUGGUCCACUGGCACUAUGACAACGCACUCAAGGUUUGAAGACCUGCACCUCCCACUGCUGUGCAUUGUCCUGCUGGGCACAAUUGAAGGAGUACGCUCAGUCUCCCUGAAGCAGUCCGACUCCUUCUGCGUGUUCCAGGAGAAGAAGUACAAAGUGGGCGAGAGGUGGCAUCCGUACCUGGAGCCCUACGGAUACGUUUACUGCAUCAAUUGCCUUUGCUCUGAGAGCGGCAGUGUGUUGUGUAACCGGGUGAAGUGCCCCCCCCUGCCAUGUUCCAGUCCUGUGCCAGUUCCACAGCAGUGCUGCCACCGAUGCCCAGAGGUGUCCCCGUCUCCUCUGUUGGCGCGGGUGGGGGGAAAGCCCUGUAACUACAGCGGUUUGCAGUACCAGCACGGGGAGGUGUUUGUGGCAGAGGGACUCUUCCCCAAUCGUCAAGUCAACCAGUGCUCCCAGUGCAGCUGCUCUGAAGGGAACGUGUACUGCAGACUGCGCACCUGUCCCAAGCUCACCUGUCCCUUUCCCGUCGCUGUCCCAGAGUCCUGCUGUCGGGUUUGUAAAGGUGAUGGGGAAACGUCAUGGGACCCGAUGGAAGGCGAGAGCUUUCGGCAGCCAGCUAACAGAGAGGCAAGACACUCGUACCAGCGCGCGCAGUACGAGCUGCUGUCGGCCCGCUCGCUGUCCAGCCUGCCCCGCGCGCCCAGCUUCCGCCCCAACCGCGGUCUCCUGAGCGACCAGCAGCAGACUGCCGGCACCACCGUCCAGAUCCUCAUCAACAGCCACAACCAGCACGGCCAGGUGUGUGUGUCCAAUGGGAAGACCUACUCCCACGGUGAGUCCUGGCACCCCGUCCUGCGCUCCUUCGGUGUGAUGGAGUGCGUCCUCUGCACCUGCAACGUCACCCGCCAGGAGUGCCGGAAGAUCCACUGCCCGGACGUCUACCCCUGCAAGCACCCACAGAAGAUUGACGGCAAGUGCUGCAAGGUUUGUCAAGUGGAGGAGCUGGCAUUGAGCAAGGAAGGGAGUAAGGAGUACUUCUGCGGAGAGGAGACGCUUCCUGUGUACCAGGCACUGCCUUCUGGGGACGGGGCCAGCAUCAGGACCAUCGCCCUGGAGACGGAGCAGCCCCCCGAAGUCGAGCUGCACAUCUGGACCAUUGACAAAGGUGUGCUGCAGAACUUCCGUAUUGAGAAGAUCCCUAAGAAGGACUUCCGGAAACGCAGCGACUUCAAGCCACUGACUCGGACGACACAGAGCCGGUGGAAGAUCUUCCGCGAAGGAGAGACCCAGAUCAGUCAGAUGUGCGCCAGCAGGCUGUGCCGGACCGAGCUGGAGGACCUGGUGCGGGUUCUGUUCCUGGACAAGCCCGAGAAAAACCACUGCUGAAGAGGAAGGACUGGGACUGGGAAGGCUGGGCUGUGCGUGUGGAGGAUGGGGGUCGAGGGUCGGGGGGUGGAGCUUAGCUCUUUAUUUUUAAUAUGCUAUUACUACACUAGAACUUCUGACACAAACUCUGUGGAAAUGGGGGUCAGUCAGAAUUCAAGAAUUUUGAAUCCUUUAUCGAGUGCAAUGCUAAUUUAACUGUAGCCUCAUAUUUUAAACAGGCUUCUCUCAUUUUGUAGCUAUGAAACUUAUUUAGGUUAAUAACCAACAAUCAGACAAGAAAGAAAGAAGGCUCUCAUUAGAAUUCAGAUUAAUUUUUUGAUUAGCCCUGUCAGCUUUCCAGCUUUUUUCCUGCUAUCUUUGGCCUCUUUUAGAAAUCGAUUUAGUUCUAGCCCUUGUAUCAAACUCUGGUGUCUUUCUCACUUUGAAUUCUAAGCAGUAGUGCUAAGAUUUUCCCUGUAAGAAGAAAAGGCAGGGCUCCGAUCUUCGUUGAAGAAGACAAGUUUAUUUCCAGUAAUGGCACUCUGGGUUCAGCAGGGUUAAUCUGAACUAUGAUGUAAGAACUGAAAGGCUUUAAAUACAUCUUCUCAGUCAGUCUCCAGAGACGGGAAAACAUAAAUGUAUAUUCCAACUACUAUGAUUGAUUUAAGGAAACCAGUGUCUGGCUUCCCUAAAUCAGUCAGUGUGCCAGUCGGCAGGGGGUGUGAUGGUGCUGCUUCCAGAGGUCUAGCCAGGAAACAGUCUUUUGAGCCAUUAAUCAAGUCUCCUCGGUUGGAAUAGUUCUCGAUCGCUCGCUCCCAGUCACUGUUAUAUAAUUCAUUGCUACGCUCAGUAGUAGCGAUGCCACUUUCUUGUAGUUAUGGAAAAUGUCCUGAAACUAUCUGGGCAGCAAACGUGGGUGAUUGACAGAUGUUUGAGACUUGAAUGGUAGCAGGACAAUCCUAAAAUCUUACAUCCCCUUUUCAAAUUUUGAUAUAAUUUUGAUACUGUUCUAUAUUUUUAUAUGGAACGACUCAUUUACCAUUUGAUGCUUGCGUGUUUUGCAUCAGUGAUAAUUAUAGAGACAGUCAGCAAAAACAUGCCGUUUCCUCCCGUUAGGUUCAUGCCCUGUUUGGUUGAAUGAUCUGUCCACAAUUCUGAGGUUCAACUGUAUUUCCUUUGAUAGGAUGGCCCGAGGCCUAACCUGGGCAAGAGAAAGGUUCCUUGGGUUCAUUGUAUGGAAGGGGCAAAUGAUGACUGAGAAAAAGGAUUAUGCUCAAUGCUGGAAUGUAAUUCAUAUUUGUGUUAUGAGAUAGGCUCUUUGUUCCAGAGCUGGCCACGCUUGUCAUUGCUGAAUCAGUGCUGAUACUCAGGCAAGGGUCUCCUUUUACACCUGCUGUCUUUUCUGUCUCUCCACUUUGUUUCUCAUGACUCUGCUCAGAAGACAAGGCACUGUUUAUUCCAUAUUUCUGAGGAUCUUACUAAAUGCAUGGUUCAAUACUCAACCCACAGUUUAAUACUCAACCAACUGUUUAAUACUCAACCCUGCUCAGAGCUAAGAACGAUUGAACUCUAAUGUAAAUUCUAAUAUUCAUUACUGUGUCAUGAUUAUUCAAACCAAUCAUUGACGUCAGUUAGCCAUUUAAAGUCUUUUUCAGUUGAGCUGGCCUAGGAAAAAUAAAUACUGUCCAUACCUAAGACUGAAAUGGGGAGCUGACGGUGAAAGAAAAGUGCUUGAACAAUUUGCCUUUCACGUGCUGAUCAAAAUGGAGUGUGUCAGACACACGUGUCUGUCAUUUAUUUCAUACCGUAACCAUGACAGUGGAAGCAUCCUAUUUAGCUGCUUGGAAGCACUGUAAUGUAACAGGCUAAUGCAAUCUCUUACUGUAUACGAUCUUUCCUGUUUGCCUUCGACAUGUCUUGUAUCAUCAUGCUCUUUUUUUGUAGUUGUAUUUAAAGCUGCAUAUUAAUAACUGCAAAUGUAUGGAGAGAGGCCGGUUGAGAUAUAAAUAAGAUGAUGAUGCAGUCAAAUUGACUGUAUCAAUAAAGUUUUUUGACCAUGUGUGUAAUUUUGUUGAAAGUUCAACAUUGAGGAAGCACAAUAGUAUCUGCCUGUAUUCUGUUUUUGGUAUCAUGCUAUAUGCUGUGCUGACUGCUUACUUUAGUGAUGAUUCACAUUUUAUCAUUUUCACUUGUAAGCCAUGUGGACUGUUGCUGUGGUCACACUCUUGUUUGAUUUCAUGGGUUACUCCCAUAAAACAAAUAAAUAAAUGUCUUGAUAUGUUGUUAAAAACACAUUUUCAUUAUUACCGAGGAGGAAUGUUUUCACCAAUCAGCUGGACGUUUAAAAAUGGCCUUUCCAAAAAUCUGUCUCAAAGAUUAACAUUUGUUUUAAACUAAAAGCAGCGUUCACAGUGUG